Molecule: messenger RNA, 2452 nt
Organism: Zootoca vivipara (common lizard)
Lineage: Eukaryota; Metazoa; Chordata; Lepidosauria; Squamata; Lacertidae
Source: RefSeq, a predicted model, not a curated record
ACCUUCUGAUCAGCAAGCCCUAGGCUCAGUGGUUUAACCACAGCGCCACCUGGGUCCCCAACUUAUCUACUUAAGCAGGCUCAAAUAAUAAGAAUUGUUUCCAUUGUUGUAGAACUGUCUUUAAUGUUUGGCUCCUGGACAGUGUUGUUUUUAUUUUAUUUAAUCAAUGAGAGAAGUUUCAGUAAAGCCAGUGUAAGUCUACAGAUCUGAGACUCAUGGUGCAUGAGUUAACUUAUAUAAUAAAACCCUUAGAUAGCCAAUUUGAACCUAGCAACAUUUUGGUCAUUUCUGGAGGUUCUAGCAUUCUAGUAUGUUCCAUCAACCAUCUUUGUUGUCUUGACUUUCUCUUCCUGUUUUCAGGUUAGGACUGUGACACUCUGGAGAAAUUAUCUUGACAUGGGUAUGCCUUCCAGCUAACCCAGGGAUGAAAAGAAAAACAGCAGAGUAUUCAUGGAAGCCAGUACUACAGAGCAAAUCUUCUCCACGUGACCGAUUCAAACAUGCCUGCUGCAUCUGCAGGGGGUUCCUUUAUGUUUAUGGUGGACGGCAAAAUACUAUCUUGAAUGAUUUCUGGCGAUACAAGAUAGAGAAUAAUGAAUGGGAGAGGCUGGAAAACUCAGAAGAUGGCCCUGAAGAACUGGAGGAGCACACAAUGGUGGAUUAUCAGGGUAUCCUCUAUAUCUUUGGUGGAAUGGUGGAUUCUGCUUUCACACUGAGAAAGAAUCCUCUUUGGAUGUAUGACACUGAUUCAGCUAAGUGGAUGGAGCGCCAACUCACAGCAGGGGAGAGUGAGGGAAUGGCUCCAGUUAAUCGGAAGGGCCACAGUGCUGUCGUCUACAAAGGCAUCAUGUACAUGUAUGGCGGAUACGUUGACCUUAAGGGUGCUUCUCAAGAAUUCUGGACUUUAUGUCUAAAUAAAAAACAGUGGACACCAGCUGUAUCUUACGGUGGUAGCCCAGGCCCUCGACAUGGCCACUCAGCUGUGGUUCAUGGCAACAACAUGUACUUGUUUGGAGGGCUGAUGGGUCUGAGUGAACAAAAAGACUUCUGGAAGUGGGAUUUCAUGGCUGCCAACUGGUCUAAUAUCAGAACGAGUCACGGGCCUCCUAAAGUGGUGGGACACUCAGCUUUAAUAUUUGAAGAUUCCAUGCUGCUCUUUGGCGGAGGAAUUUCUAAUACCAGGCCAAGCUGUAUUCUGUGGAAAUACCAUUUUCCAUCUCAGAUGUGGAAACAACUGGCUAGGACAACAGAACCUUCAUCCAAAGCUUUUCACUGCAUGUUGGGGAUUGGAUAUGGCUUCCAAGGGAUUGCUGGUUCUUCAAGGAAAUCACUCAGCUAUUUGCAUCAAAAGGAAAUGGGCUGUUCAAAGCUACUGGCAAUCUCUAAGCAGCAUGCCUGUUUUUGUGAGUAUAUUCACCAGGAGCCCUCAUACCAAACAUUCAGCAAUGACGGUAGCACUGAAAUUGAAAUGAAAACCUUUUACCUGUCUCGGGAGGAGCCAGGAUUUUGCUCACGCCAAACCACUUCCAGUUCAGAACUGAGUGCAGAUGAGAAAGCAUGCAUAUUGUCUGAGAGAGAGAGAACAUCCUACCUUAACCUACCAAGAGAACAGGAGUUUGCCACUCUUGACUUUACAGAGGAAAAUGCAAGCUUCAUUGAUCUGACACCUGCCUCUGUGGACAUUUGUGAGUCUUCUGCCUCCAUGGACAUUUGUGAGUCUUCUGCUGUGCUGCUGCUUAUUGGAGGUAAACCUUUGUCAAGUUUCUCUUCAAUUUCAUUUUGGCAAAUGGAGCUAGACAAAAUUUAAAUGGCACAUAUACACAUACUAAAGAGGGAGAACAAAAAUACACCUGGUCUUGUGGUAGUGAUAAUCCAUACUGUUGUAUUUUACCCAUUUUCUCAUGAAACCAAAAUGUCAUGUGAAUAUGAAGUAUUUAAGGAUUUGAGAAUGGCAGCGUUACCACUUCAUGGAGCCAGUCACUCAGGGAAACAAACCAUGCUGCUAUUUUUAAUGAAUUGGUUUAGGUCUGCAUGCUUGGAUUGAGCAGCUUCAGUAUGAAUGCAGAAAAAGCAUCCAGUAAGCCUGCUGCUUGUUCCUACAGUUAAUUAUUUUAUUUAUAUAGAGCAGAGCUGCUCAAAUUAUGGCCCAUGGUGGUCUGCAGCAUGGCUCUGGAUCUGUAGUUGGAGAUGGAACAUCAAUAGUCGUGUUGAUUUUUAGUGGUUUUUUUAUGCCUUAUAUUGUAUUCUUACUGAAUUAUAAUUUGCAAUCUAUGGCAUAUGAAUUGGAAUACAAUAUAUAGAAAACAAAAGGAACAAUAAAAAUACAAUUAAAAAUCAUACUGCAGCCAGCCUAGCACAUUAUAGUUGCUACAACAGGCAAAAAUCCUUAAUCAGUCUACUCUCAGCAACCUUCAAGUGGUCCAUGAGAAAAUGUUUUGGAAGCACUGCUUUA